UCAAAUAGUUGAAAACUGUGUAAAAUGACACUCAGUUCUCAGUGCAUGUUUUUCUCUUUCUCCAUAUUUCAGAAUAGCGGCAAAUGAACCGUCGUUUAUGUCGAUGCAGCUGAAGAUAUUAGACCAGCGGCAUAAACAAAAACUAAACCUGAAGGCACUGGACGCAGUGCUGUUUGGCCCUCCUCUCCGUCCACAACAUAACUGGAUGAAAGACUUCGUCCUGAUGGUUUCCAUAGUGAUUGGCGUCGGGGGCUGCUGGUUCGCAUAUGUGCAGAACAAGUCCAGCAAGGUGCACAUCUCCCAGAUGAUGAAGGAUCUGGAGAGCCUGCAAAACGCUGAGCAAAGUCUCUUAGAGCUGCAGAGCCGGCUGGAGAAGGCUCAGGAGGAGAACCGGACGGUGGCCGUGGAGAAGCAGAACCUCGAGCAGAAGAUGAGGGACGAGAUCAACGGGGCCAAAACCGAGGCUCACCGGCUUCGAGAGCUGCGAGAGGGCGCCGAGUGUGAGCUCAGCCGCCUCAAAUACGCCGAGGAGGAGCUAGUACAGGUGCGGAAAGCCCUGAAGCGAGCGGAGAAGGAGAUGCAGUCGGAGCGGUCCGUGCCUGAAGCUCUGCAGAAGUGGCUGCAGCUCACACACGAGGUGGAGGUUCAAUACUACAACAUCAAGAAACAGAGCGCAGAGUUCCAGCUGUGCGUCGCCAAAGACGAG
Messenger RNA from Plectropomus leopardus (leopard coralgrouper), 706 nucleotides. Lineage: Eukaryota; Metazoa; Chordata; Actinopteri; Perciformes; Serranidae. The record is from RefSeq and is a predicted model, not a curated record.